This is a messenger RNA of Peronospora matthiolae, 1902 nucleotides long. The record is from the annotation of a GenBank genome assembly. Lineage: Eukaryota; Oomycota; Peronosporomycetes; Peronosporales; Peronosporaceae.
AUGCGCGACGAUUCGAGACUGAUAAUUAUCAGUCUCAUCGUUGCUGGAGUUAAACGACCACUUCGAGCGUUGUUGGAUUCGGGUGCAUCCAACAACUUCUUUCGAGCAUCAUGUUUGUCCCUUCUCCCGUCGACAGUUACGGUUCGAGAAGGUCCAGGUGACAUCGUUGUCAAACUUGCUGAUGGACAACCACAGCGUGUCCCGCGUAAAACAGUGGUUUUGCCGUACACGUUCGACGGCUUCCAAAGUAAUGACGAAUUUUUGGUGUACGAGAUGAAUUAUGCAUUCGAUUGCAUCUUGGGGAUACCGUGGCUGUCACGGUAUCAGCCGACGAUAGACUGGCUAUCUCGGUCCGUCAAACGACGAAGCGGUUACGACAAGUCAUCUCAGAAAAAACGAUGGCCCUCUGUGUCCGGUAUAUCCAGUCGCAUAGAACCACAAGACGAGGCGGUCGUACAGAGUCUCCCGCAUACACAGACAUCGGUCGAGCAGGGGCUCCCGAUUCACAACGAGACGGUCGAACAGAGGUUCCCGCACACACAGACAUCGGUCGAGCAGGGGCUCCCGAUUCACAACGAGGCGGUCGAACAGGGGUUCCCGCACACACGGACAUCGGUCGAGCAGGGGCUCCCGAUUCACAACGAGGCGGUCGAACAGGGGUUCCCGCACACACGGACUUCGGUCGAGCAGGGUUUCCCGAGUUCUAGCGAGGCGGUCGAGCAGGGGCUCCCGCAUACACACACAACGGCCGAGCAGGGGUUCCCGAUUGUAACCGAGGUGGUCGAGCAGAGGCUCCCACAUACAUCUGAGGCGGUCGACGACGAGCUCCCGCCUCUUAUCGACGAGAAUGAACGGGCUGUGGACUUAAAUGUGAACGACGUGGUGGAGACAGAGCUCCCACGUCUAGCGGGGGGUACUUCAUCCUCCAGCGACAGCGACGUUCCAGCCUCGAGCAGUGGCUCAAGACGCAAGAGAAAGCGUAAACGCAAGAAAGGGUCUUCACAUCGUGGCCGCUACGUUGAGGUAGCGAGCCCUCCGUGCACUGUUGCAGAGAUCACAUCUCUAUUAUCCCUACCAUGGAAAGAUUUUCUUCACGACCUCAAGGCCGGCGACAUCGAGCAAGUGUGCAUCAUAUCAGCCGCCGAAGCAGCUAGUGGAGAAGUUCUGGAGGCUCGCCCAAAGAGCGCUGAGCCCAAAUCAGCGCGCGAAGAACGUUUCGUGGCACAGUCUUGGGAAGCCCUUCGUGCUUCGGGCAACCCUGUCUAUGAUAUCGCGCGUGAGUAUGCCGACAUCUUUCCGGAGAAUAUCCCCGCUGAGCUUCCAGCGGAUCGUGGUGUGCGACACGAGAUCGAUCUCGUGCCAGGAUCGAAGUAUUGCGUGACGCGGCAGUGGCCGCUACCGCGUGACCAAGUCAUCGCAAUUGAUGAAUUUUUUGAGGGCCGCCGUAAGGCAGGACACGUCCGCGAAAGCAUAUCGCCACAUUCGAGUCCGACUUUCUGUGUGAAGAAAGCCACCGGCGGUUGGCGCAUCGUGCAUGCUUUUAACAAGUUGAAUGACGCCACGAUCCCGGCUCAAACACCAAUUCCUCGGAAAGACAUGGUACUGGAUACCAUGUCCGGCAGCGAGAUUUUUAGCGCCAUAGACCUGACAGACGGGUUUUACCACAUUUUAAUGAGGGACAGUGAUAUCCCGUUCACCGCUGUCAGCACACCGAGUGGGAUGCUUUGGGAGUGGCUAGUCAUGCCACAAGGCCUUAAGAACGCUCCAGCAACGUUCAACCGGAUGGUGACACAAGUGCUUCGGCCACUACGUGAUUCGCUCCAAGUUAUUUCGACGAUAUUUUUGUUCACAGCCGCGCUGAGCAACAACUCAGCGCUACGGAGGUCCACCUUCGGCAUUUGA